AUGUUUUUGUUUCUCUGUUUAAGAAUCAAUCCUACAAAUGAGUACUAUAGCUUAAUACCACCGCACAAGACAGAGAAUUAUGAUGAGAUAGGGAAUUGGACAAUGGUUGGUCACACAGCUAAUAUGGGAAAUAAAAUUAGAUUAACUCACAAUUUAACGAAACAAAGUGGCAAGAUUUGCAGUCGUAUACCAUUUGUCUUCAAUGAAUGGUCAUUAGAAUUUAAUAUUUCAGCUACUGGAGAAGUUGGCGGUGGAAAGCUUAUUGUUCUUUAUUCCAAGCAAUGCUGCCAAGACCCUAGCUAUCCAAUGGAUGGUUGGGCUAUUUAUAUUGAUCUGAAACCCGAUUAUUCCCUUGAAUCUGAUAUUUAUUUGAUGUUUUUCAAGAAUCAAACGUUCAAAGAAGCAUACAAACAUCAUAUUGGAAGAGUGCAAAUACGAAAUGCUAAGACUACAGCGUACUUUUCCAUUUCAAAACGAUAUGAUUCGAUGGACAUCGAUAUUUUCGUAAAUGAUCACUUCAAUCGUUUAUAUUCAGAUGUUACAAAUGAUACAGUCGCUUACGGCUAUCUUUCUUUCUACGGAACAACAGAUAAUGAACCAGAACAAAUAGACGUCCACCAAGUUCGCGUUUGGCCCGCAGAUGAUCAUUUCUUAGCCAGAGCCGAUAGAGAGAACUUUACAAACUUCAAUCGUAAAAGAGUUGACAAAAUUUUCAUUUCAAGGAGAAAACUGAAGAGUAAAAGGAGAGCAUUGAUGCCAUUGAUGCAGAAACUAACCAAAGAAGCACAGGAUAUGAAUUGUAACCUCUCUUCCGCAGAAAGAAAGAAUUUAACAGACGCAUUUUUGAUUGUCAACGAAGCAAUCAAAAGAUCACAAGAUUCUAUCAGAAUGAAGGCCCUUGAACAGUUCAUAGCCUUAAGUAUCGCUCCUUCUUUAGAAAAUGCCAUUAAAAAGAUCGAAUUCGCAAAAUCUGAGCUGAAUGAAAUCAAAUCUAACGUUGAAUUGUUAUAUACUAACCUUACUUCAACACUUUCUACAAUGAUUUUCAAUUCAAAGAACGAUUUGAUGUAUAUUAACGCUCAAAUUUUGGUUGCAGCUAAAGAUUUGGAUCUUUCUUCUGUUAGAAACGAAACAAUUGUUGAAGAUAACCAUGUAAUCAGAGAUACUGUUGUUAGUUUUGUUUUAAUGCUGAUUUCUGUCGUUGAAUUUGUUGCUUAUAUCAUUUUCUUCAUUUCGAAGAGAAAAUACAUCCAAAGAAAGUACGAUUAA
Molecule: messenger RNA, 1269 nt
Organism: Trichomonas vaginalis G3
Lineage: Eukaryota; Parabasalia; Trichomonadida; Trichomonadidae
Product: lectin leg-like domain-containing protein
Exons: 1
Coding region: 1-1269 (422 amino acids)
Biological process (GO): Golgi organization; endoplasmic reticulum organization; endoplasmic reticulum to Golgi vesicle-mediated transport
Cellular component (GO): endoplasmic reticulum-Golgi intermediate compartment; COPII-coated ER to Golgi transport vesicle; endoplasmic reticulum membrane
Molecular function (GO): D-mannose binding
Source: RefSeq, a predicted model, not a curated record